Molecule: messenger RNA, 687 nt
Organism: Mucor mucedo
Lineage: Eukaryota; Fungi; Mucoromycota; Mucoromycetes; Mucorales; Mucoraceae
Exons: 5
Coding region: 1-687 (228 amino acids)
Source: RefSeq, a predicted model, not a curated record
AUGAACAAUCAAAACAACAACAACAACCCAAUCAAUCACCAAUUUAUUGAAGAGGUUCCUGUCGUCGUUCCUACUGCUGCUGCCGUUUCCCCUGCUGCACCUGCUACUGCCACUACUGAUGCCACGGAUGCUGCUGCCACUAUUAAGUUUCGGAUACCAGAUACACGCGCUCAAAAUGGAAUUCAGCUAGCACCUUUGCUCUUAUUGAAUUGUAUGCUGAGUACAACCAGCGGUUGGAGUCCAAUCUCUAAGUGGUAUGCUCUCUGUGCUGCCUUCAGAGAUCGCUAUGAUAGGUUAAAUCCAACUGGUACGGCACGAAUUGAAAACUGGGUUUACCAUGAUGCGAUGGAGAACCCCACCAGUGAGGUGCCCACCGUGACGCCAACUACUGUGUAUGCCUCUCUUGCUGGAGAAACAAUAGAUAAUCGUGGUAAAGUUGCGGUGCUAGACAAAGCGGUCGACCAAACGAUCGAGCAUCUGGUCACCUCUAUGAAUGAGAUUGAGGCACGUUGUUUUGAUCAUGUAGAGCCCUCAAUAGAGAAACGGGACCAGGUGCAGUCUCGCAUCGCUGAGCAGAUGCAGGGCAGUUUGGAUAUUCAGCGCCAGAUGCUGAUGGUAUUGAGAAGGGGUUUCGGCUCAAGAAACAAGAACGCUACCAGCUACAAUGCGUUUGAAAACGGUGGCUAG